UAUGUUCCGUAAGUUAUAAUUCAAAUCAUGAAAUAUUUAAAUUAUAUUUUAGAUGACGAAUGAAAGCGUUUAUUUAUAUCAACUGAUAGAAUUUGUUGAUUAUAUAUCGAAAGAUGGAAAGAAAAGCAUAGAUUGUGUUCCAACUAACUGGGUUGAAUUUGAUUUGUGUCUUGGAAAAUGUUUUGCCAAAUUUAUGCCACCACCUUAUGACUCGGAACGUAAAAAGGAAUUAGAAAAAAUGAUUUUUGAUAGACAAGAUCCACCUGAUGAUUGGCCUCGAUACCUUGUUACGAUUCGGGGUGGUGCGGCAACAUAUGAAGAAGCGAUACAACGUAUACAGCGACUGACUGUGGAAGAAUUUGCUUUCACAAGUGGGUGUGAAGAGCCAAUGAAAAAGGCCGAAAUAAUUACACAAUCUCUCGCGAAUAAAGCGAAAGGAAGAGACGAAAAAAUUAAUGAGAUUGUGAAUGUGCCAUCUUUUCAAACAAAAGCCAUCACAUGUGUAAGUCUACAUUUAUCAAAUUAAUUAAAUUAUUGUUUUAUAAGUCAUAAAAAGAUUAAUAGCA
Vollenhovia emeryi is the source of this 566-nucleotide messenger RNA. RefSeq lists its product as uncharacterized. Bases 53 to 526 code for a protein of 157 amino acids. Lineage: Eukaryota; Metazoa; Arthropoda; Insecta; Hymenoptera; Formicidae. The transcript is spliced from 2 exons. The record is from RefSeq and is a predicted model, not a curated record.